Molecule: messenger RNA, 312 nt
Organism: Exserohilum turcica Et28A
Lineage: Eukaryota; Fungi; Ascomycota; Dothideomycetes; Pleosporales; Pleosporaceae
Exons: 3
Coding region: 1-312 (103 amino acids)
Biological process (GO): mitochondrial electron transport, ubiquinol to cytochrome c
Source: RefSeq, a predicted model, not a curated record
AUGGCCCUCGGACCCGAAACCAACGCAAAGACCAAGACCACAUGGCACAUUGGCGCAUGGGGUAACCCCUACGAGGGAGGUGGCCGGCCCGGCAAGGGCAUCGUUACCUAUGCGCUGAGCCCCAACCGACAACGCCCCAUGGCCCAGUUCCUCAGCAAGGGCUUCUGGAACGUCGUUCGCCGAUCAAAGAACCAGGUCCUCUACUUCAUUCCACCGCUAGCCAUUGCCUACGGAACCAUGCAAUGGGCGAUUGAGAGGAACGAGUUCCUCAACUCCAAGACGGGCCGUGCUCUGUACGGUGACGAGGAGUAA